UGAUUUUGCAUUUCCGGGUAGGGGGCAUGUGCUCACCCUACCUGCACCGCCAAUCGUGGCCUCUGCUGUCAAUUACCGUGUACGAGCCACUCUUGCUUUGUAUGUGCAGUGUGCUUACAAUGAAGCACACACACACAGCACACAGUUAACCCUUUGAUCGCCCUAGAUGUUAACCCCUUCCUGCUCAGUGCCAUUGGUACAGUGUCAGUGCAUUUUAUUAGCACAGAUCACUCUAUUGGUGUCACUGGGUAUCUCAGUGAUACAAAGUCAGUUCCCCCCAGUGUCAGAAUGCUCGCUGCAGUCCUGCUGU
Staurois parvus is the source of this 310-nucleotide messenger RNA. Lineage: Eukaryota; Metazoa; Chordata; Amphibia; Anura; Ranidae. The record is from the annotation of a GenBank genome assembly.